UAUUUAGAUAUUUUGCUAAAUUAAUCAGAUGACGGUUUCCUACAGUGGGGAUGUAGCGAAUGCCAGUAGAUUUGGUAUCUUCAUAAAGAUUUUGCUCCGAUGGCGUGGUUCUGUGUACAAACUAGUGUUCAAGGAACUGAUAGCGUACAGUGCUAUGUACAUGGUUGUCAACAUUAUGUACAGGUUGAUACUGGUGGCUAAUAGUGAUGAUUGUGAUGAAGCUUUACCUAGUUGCAUUAGAUGGAAAAAAUACAGGGUAGUUUUUGAGACCCUGCGUCUGUAUGUCAACAAUAAUAUUCGAACUAUCCCUCUCACAUUUGUCCUAGGCUUUUAUGUCAGUUUGGUUUUAAACCGUUGGUGGAAACAGUACAAAACUUUACCCUGGCCAGAUUCCUUCGCGAUAAUGCUAGUUGGAGUUUUUGUUGUGGAUAAUGAUGACAAGGGUAGAAUACUGAGAAGAACUAUGAUCAGAUAUGUCACCCUGGCAUACUGUAUUGCACUCAGGACGGUGAGUUUUCGUCUGAAGAAACGAUUUCCAACAAUCGAGCAUCUGGUUCAUGCAGGGCUUAUGAGACAGGACGAAUACGAAGAGUUCCAACGGUUAGAUGAGAAGGUAGUUGCUAAUAAAUGGUUCCUUCCUCUGGUUUGGUGUGCCAAAAUAAUCGGAGAGGGAGUAGAAAAUGGAAACCUUAAUGCUCCGUCUGGUUCUACGGUUAUGAACGAGGUUGGAAAGAUUCGACAAGGUUUAACAACAAUCCUUACUUAUGAUUGGAUAUCCAUCCCUCUAGUUUAUACUCAGGUUGUAACCUUGGCAGUUUAUUUCUAUUUUGCUGGAGCUUUGUUUGGCUCCCAGUGGGUUGCACCUACGAGAGAUGAGGAUUUCGCGAAAAUGCCAGCGGAAAAGCAAACAGGACGAAUUGAUCUUUUCUAUCCAUUCUUCCUGACUUUGCAGUUUGCUUUCUUUGUUGGAUGGUUAAAGGUUGCUGAGACCCUUAUUAAUCCCUUCGGAGAGGAUGAUGAUGAUUUUGAGCUGAACAGGCUUCUUGAUCGACACUUGCAUGUUGGGUUUUUGAUUGUUGAUCCGUCGAAGGAGAAGCCUGAACUAUUGAAGGAUAGUUAUUGGGAUGAACAGAUCCCGGCUGAGAUUCCAUACACCUUGGCUUCAGUAAAGGAUAGGAAUACAGAGUUUCAGGGCUCAGCUGAGAUUACUCUCAACUAUGAUUUAAGAAUGUAUCUCACGGACAAGUUUUAUCAGGAUGUUGGGGGACCAACACAACUUAGGAGACGAGCCAAAUCUCGCGAAACUAUUUACGAGAGUGUUAGAAAUCUCAGAUUCCCGAAAUCAAGGAGAUUAUCUCAGAUCUCUCAUUUGUUUGCCAGGAAGAAGAGGCCCCAGAGAUUUCAACGCUUCAGAUCCAGAAAGAAUUUUAUGACAGCACAGCCAGAGCAUUUCCCGUCCGCCGUGCUGGGUCAGGUUGACCCAAGGAGACGUGACUCCCUUGACCCCACCCUUCUCCUGGUUGACCCAAGGAGACGUAACUCUCUUGACCCCACCCUUCUCCUGGUUGACCCAAGGAGACGUGACUCUCUUGACCCCACUCUUCUCCUGGUUGACCCAAGGAGACGUGACUCUCUUGACCCCACCCUUCUCCUGGCCGACAUGGAGUUUUUAGAGAACUAUAAUAUUGUUUAGUUUCAUUUUGAUCAAAACCUGAAAAGGGGUUGUUCAAUUGUUAUACAAGGAAUUUUAACAAUCUCAGUCUCCGAUACUAUGCAAGAUAUAGAAAAGAAAACUCUGAAAAAAGAGAUUUCAGACUUAAGUUAUGACUUUAAAAGUCUAAUGAACAUGAGACACAGCACUUUUGAGUUUGUGCAAAACUCAAUUCCUUUGGUAUUAAUUGUUGGUAUAAGUAUGUCAUGUUUAAUGCGCAUGAUUGCAUUGCCUCCCCUUUUUCCUUCUCGGCCCUAUCAACGUAACUUCAAAAAACCAUCAUUUAAUGAUUCACAUCGGUGCCAUUUAAACUUUUAUCUAAGUAUUAUGAUGGGGGGCAAAACAGUAUGAUUAAUAAUUCGAGACUUUUCUUGAAGAUGUCUUAUUCAGCUCUGAAAAGCAUAAAAUACAUAAAUGUUGGAGAGGCUUAUAUAAAGAACAGCAACAAAAAUCUAAGAUUAUUUCCAAAAAAAGUGACUUGAAAACCUUGUCAUCUAGAAAAUAUAAAAUUUUACUUCAAUAUUAGUACUUUUGGAAAUCCGCAAAUGAAAACAGGAAAAUCUGCAAAAUACUUUUUUUAUUUUAAAAUGUCCGAAAAGAUUUCAUCAAAAACAGCUUCAAAAAGCUAAGAUUAACCUUGUCAUUACUUAUUGAAAUGUUAGUACUUUUGAAUAGAGGUACUCAACACUCAUUCUGUUGUUGACAAUAACUUUAAUGAAUUACUUAGAUUAUAAUAUAUAACUUUGUUUGUUUAGAUUUACAACAUGCAUAUUGAAUAACUAAACUUAAUAA
Eurytemora carolleeae is the source of this 2503-nucleotide messenger RNA. RefSeq names its product bestrophin-4. The record is from RefSeq and is a predicted model, not a curated record. The transcript has 17 exons. Gene Ontology annotation, molecular function: chloride channel activity. Lineage: Eukaryota; Metazoa; Arthropoda; Copepoda; Calanoida; Temoridae. The coding region runs from base 29 to 1693 and encodes 554 amino acids.